AUGCGACGCUCCUCCCCCGGCUGCCACCCGCAGGAUAGGGGAUGGACCACCGGAACGACUCAACCCGCCGUCAACGUAACUGACGUGGACGAGGCGGGGCCCGCAACUCUGUCGAAGGCUCGGCCCCAGGUGGGCGCGGCGCUGACGGCGACGCUGGCGGACGAGGAUGCAGGGGUGAGCAACGCGACCUGGCAGUGGGCGAGGUCGUCGGACACGUCGACGAAUUGGGCUGACAUUGCCAGCGCGCCGUCGGCCAGCUACACGCCGGUGGCCGGCGAUCUGAACCAGUACCUGAGGGCCAUGGUGACCUACGUUGAUACGCACGGUACGGGCGAGACGGUGGAGCAGGUCACCGCCAACGCGGCGCAAGCGAUGGCGGCCCUGCCCCAACCGGACCAGGCGCCUGAAAAGCGACACCCCGAGGCGCCUCCCCCGCAGCGGGACCCGAAAGCCCGCCUGGGCCGAAGGCGCAGCAUCGUGGAAUACAGCGAUCGGGAACUGAUGGCGCUGGCCAACUGGAUCGUUUCCGAUACGUUGCUACGCACCGACGAAGAACUUCAGGCCGAGAUGAGACGGGAACUCGGUUUCCGCCGCCGGGGGUCCCGCAUCGACGCCGCCCUGGGAAGAGUCAAGCAGCAUCCGUUCCAAGCCCGCCGGUCUCAAACGGUAUGGGUCAUAGUUGCACUGGCGGCCAUUAUCGUCGCGGCGACGUUGUGGAGCCCCGGCGUGUCCCGAGCGCAGGGCGGGAGCGGGUGCUCCGACGGUGCAGCCGUAUCCGACCCCUCUAACAACGCCGGGCUGGUGUCCGAUUGCCAGACAUUGCUGGAGGCAAAAGACACCCUCGACGAGGACGGCGUGCUGAACUGGAGCGCUGAUUUACCCAUCGGCGAAUGGGAUGGCGUGACCACCGGAGGGUCGCCAACCAGGAUCACGUUCCUGAACGUCGCGGCGCUCGACCUGUCGGGCACGAUUCCUGCCGCGCUGGGCAAUCUGGCCGGCCUGGACACGCUCUACCUCCAGAUCAACCGGCUGCGUGGCAGCAUUCCAGUGGAGUUGGGCAAUAUGUCCAAUCUGCAGGUCCUGCACCUGACGUCCAACCGGUUGACCGGUCAGAUACCUCCGGAGCUCGGCAAUCUGACCAGCCUGACCUGGCUGGAUAUCAUGUUCAACCGCCUUUCGGGUGAGAUUCCGGAGGAAUUGGGGCAGCUAUCCGGACUGGAGCGACUGAGGCUCAACGGAAACUCGCUGACCGGCGCGAUCCCAUCCCGAUUGGGCGACCUUGCCCAACUCCACACCCUACGACUCGAACAUAACGAGCUUUCCGGCAGUAUUCCGGGCACUCUGGGCGACCUGUCGGCGCUGGAGAUGCUGAUCCUUAGCUACAACCAGCUCACCGGCGACUUGCCCAGUGAGCUUGGUCGUUUGUCAGCGCUGGUCCGGUUGGACAUCAACGACAAUAUGCUGACCGGUUGUAUUCCGGCGGAGCUGGCCAAAAACACCGCCCUUUACAUUUACUCCGACGGUCUGCGUUCCUGCGCGACUGCCCCUCCGGCGCGGGUCAACAAAUCGUCAAUCACCUUCACGCCCAUCCACGUCAGCGGGUCCGGUGAUAGUGUGACCAUCGCCUGGACAGAUCCGGAGAUCGGGGGCACCGAGGUCGAUGGCUACCGGAUUCGGUACCAGGCGGGCAGCCCGUUCCCGACGUGGACCGAAUGGAUCACCAUCGACGAUGCCGCCGGCCUCUCUUAUUCCGAUGUCGAUGGUGAGCACCCGACAUUCACCUUCAGCGACUACAUGUAA
Messenger RNA from Geodia barretti, 1800 nucleotides. Lineage: Eukaryota; Metazoa; Porifera; Demospongiae; Tetractinellida; Geodiidae. The record is from the annotation of a GenBank genome assembly.